Messenger RNA from Lathyrus sativus (Indian pea), 276 nucleotides. The record is from the annotation of a GenBank genome assembly. NCBI's taxonomy places the organism in Eukaryota, Viridiplantae, Streptophyta, Magnoliopsida, Fabales, Fabaceae.
AUGAGUUCAACAAGUAGAGCAUGGGCAGCAGCAGCCAGUGUUGCAGUGGUGGAAGCUUUGAAGGAUCAAGGUAUAUGCAGAUGGAAUCAUACGCUAAAAUCACUUCAAAAUCAUGUUAAAAACAAUGUCAGAUCUUAUUCUCAAGCACAUAAGCUUUCAUCCUCCUCCUCUUCUUCUUCAGCUAUGGUUUCUACUAAUAGACAAAAAAGAAAGGCAAAGCAAUCAGAAGAAUCUUUGAGGACAGUCAUGUACUUGAGUUGUUGGGGUCCCAAUUGA